GGGCGAGGGGUUGGGGAAUUUGGGGGAGAAUCAGCUGGGGAGGCAGCCAGCCUGGUUGGUCGCCCCGGAGCAUCUUUCCACCUCCACCUCCCCGGUAUUGCCAAGCAGACAGUCGUGCCUCCUCAGGGCAACCUCCACCUCUGUAGCAGCUGAAUAGCAGCACUAUUACCUCCUUUUGUCCCUUUAAGUGUGCAGAUGGGACCUAAGUCAUUUCCCACAACGGACAACUCCAGCGAUGACCUCUGUUCUUCACUUCUAUGUCCAUCCCUCUGGCCAUGAGAGGGCAGCUUCAGAACACACUCAAAGGAAGCUCCAAGGGAAGCUGCCAGCACUGCAGUCUGUCAAGACAGAGUUGUGCUACAAUGUGAACUGGACAGCCAAGUCCCCCCCAAACGCUGAAGAGAUGAAGAAGCUGAUGUGGCUUUUUGGUUGCCCCUUGUUACUGGGUGAUGUUGCUCAGGAGUCCUGGCUCCAUCCCGACUCUAGUGACCUGCUGCUGGAGGUUGGGCCCAGGCUGAACUUCUCCACGCCAGCAUCCACCAACGUCGUGUCAGUGUGCUGGGCUGCUGGGCUGGGGGCUGUGGAUCGUGUGGAGACUACCCGGCGCUACUUGCUCUCGUUUGCCCACCCCCCGUCAACGGAGAUGGAGACCAUCGCUCUGGCUACCCUGCAUGAUCGGAUGACAGAGCAGCACUUCCCCCAUCCCAUCCAGAGCUUCUCCCUCGGGAGCAUUUCCACACCUCUCAACGGCCAUAUCAACAUCCUGGCUGAGGGCCGGUGUGCCCUGGAGAAAGCCAACCAGGAGCUAGGCCUGGCACUAGACUCCUGGGACCUAGAUUUCUAUACCAAACGCUUCCAGGAGCUACAGAGGAACCCAAGCACUGUGGAGGCUUUUGACUUGGCUCAGUCCAAUAGCGAGCACAGCCGACACUGGUUCUUCAAGGGCCAGCUCCACAUGGAUGGUCAGGAGUUGGCACACUCCCUGUUUGAGUCCAUCAUGAGUACCCAGGCAUCCUCGAACCCCAACAAUGUGCUCAAGUUCUGUGACAACAGCAGCGCAAUCCAGGGGAAGGAAGUCCAAUUCCUAAGGCCCGAAGACCCCACUCAGCCAAGCUGCUUCCAGCCGCACCGGGCACUGAGACAUGUAGUCUUCACAGCAGAGACCCACAACUUCCCCACAGGAGUAGCCCCCUUCAGUGGUGCGACCACAGGCACAGGGGGCCGGAUCCGAGAUGUCCAGUGCACGGGCCGAGGGGCCCACGUGGUGGCUGGCACUGCUGGCUAUUGCUUUGGAAACCUGCACAUCCCAGGUUAUAAUCUGCCUUGGGAGGAUCCAAGCUUCCAGUAUCCUGAGAACUUUGCCCGGCCCCUGGAGGUUGCCAUUGAGGCCAGUAAUGGGGCUUCUGAUUACGGCAACAAGUUUGGGGAGCCCGUGUUGGCCGGCUUCACCCGCUCCUUCGGACUCCAGCUCCCAGACGGCCAGCGUCGUGAGUGGAUCAAGCCCAUCAUGUUCAGUGGGGGCAUCGGGUCCAUGGAAGCCGAGCAUGUGCGCAAGGAGCCCCCAGAGCCAGGCAUGGACAUUGUAAAGGUCGGGGGUCCUGUCUAUAGAAUUGGAGUUGGCGGUGGAGCUGCGUCAUCUGUGCAAGUGCAGGGAGAUAACACCAGUGACCUGGACUUUGGGGCUGUGCAGCGGGGAGACCCGGAGAUGGAACAAAAGAUGAACCGUGUGAUCCGGGCAUGUGUGGAGGCUGCCAGGGGCAACCCUAUCUGCAGCCUCCACGACCAGGGUGCUGGUGGCAACGGCAACGUCCUGAAGGAACUGAGUGACCCCGCCGGAGCUGUCAUUUACACCAGCCGCUUCCAGCUCGGGGAUCCAACCCUGAACGCCCUGGAAAUCUGGGGGGCUGAGUAUCAGGAGUCAAACGCACUUCUGCUGCGGCCCCUGGACCGGGAUUUUCUCAGCCGUGUCAGCGCCCGGGAACGCUGCCCGACUUGCUUUGUGGGCACCAUUACAGGGGACAAGAGAAUAGUGCUGGUGGAUGAUCGGGAGUACCCUGUUGGGAGAAAUGGCCAUGAGGAUGCCUCCCUCUCAUCUCCCCCAACCCCCGUGGACCUGGAGCUGGAUUGGGUGUUGGGCAAGAUGCCUCGGAAGGAGUUCUUCCUCAAGAGGAGUCACCCCGUGCUGAAGCCUCUGGCCUUGCCCCCAGGUCUGCGAGUGCGCCAGGCCCUGGAGCGCGUCCUGAGGCUGCCUGCUGUGGCCAGCAAGCGCUACCUCACUAACAAGGUGGACCGCUCUGUGGGUGGCCUGGUGGCACAGCAGCAGUGCGUUGGACCCCUGCACACCCCUCUGGCAGAUGUGGCAGUUGUGGCGUUAAGUCACCAGGAGCUCAUUGGAGCCGCCACAGCUCUGGGAGAGCAGCCAGUCAAAAGCCUGCUGGACCCAAAGGUUGCUGCCCGACUGGCUGUGGCUGAAGCCCUCACCAACCUGGUGUUUGCUCUGGUCACCGACCUCCGGGACGUGAAGUGCAGUGGGAACUGGAUGUGGGCAGCCAAGCUCCCAGGAGAGGGUGCGGCCCUGGCCGACGCCUGUGAGGCUAUGGUGGCAGUGAUGGCGGCCUUGGGUGUGGCGGUGGAUGGUGGCAAGGACUCUCUCAGCAUGGCCGCCCGGGUCGGCUCUGAGACAGUGCGGGCACCUGGAUCACUGGUCAUUUCAGCUUAUGCCGUCUGUCCAGACAUUACAGCCACUGUGACCCCAGACCUCAAGCAUCCUGGAGGGAGAGGCCAUUUGCUGUACGUGUCUCUGAGCCCCGGGCAACACCGGCUAGGGGGCACGGCCCUGGCCCAGUGUUUCUCGCAGCUAGGCGAGCAGCCUCCCAACCUGGACCUCCCUGAGAACUUGGUGCGUGCCUUUAGCGUCACCCAGGGGCUGCUGAGAGACCGCCUCCUCUGCUCAGGCCAUGAUGUCAGUGACGGGGGUCUCAUCACCUGCCUGCUGGAGAUGGCCUUUGCUGGGAAUUGUGGGAUAGAGGUGCAUGUGCCUGCCCCUGGGGUCGAUGCAUUGUCUGUCCUGUUUGCUGAGGAGCCGGGCCUGGUGCUGGAGGUGCAGGAGUCCGACCUGGCCCAGGUGCUGAAGCGCUAUCGGGUUGCAGGCCUCCACUGCAUGGAGCUGGGCCCCACGGGUGAUGCCGGGCCCCACGCCUUGGUGCGAGUAUCGGUGAACGGGGCCGUGGUCCUGGAGGAGGCUGUUGGGCAGCUCCGAGCCGUCUGGGAGGAGACCAGUUUCCAGCUGGACCGGCUGCAGGCAGAGCCCCGCUGCGUGGCCGAGGAAGAACAGGGGCUGAGGGAGCGGAUGGGGCCCCGCUACUGCCUGCCCGCAGCCUUCCCCAAAGCUUCCGUGCCCCGUGAGCCUGGUGGGCCGGUGCCCCGAGUUGCCAUCUUGCGAGAGGAGGGCAGCAACGGAGACCGGGAGAUGGCCGAUGCCUUCCACUUGGCUGGCUUCGAGGUGUGGGACGUGACCACGCAGGACCUCUGCUCUGGGGCAAUCAGUCUGGACACGUUCCGUGGCGUGGCCUUCGUGGGCGGCUUUAGCUACGCAGAUGUCCUGGGCUCUGCCAAAGGGUGGGCGGCCGCUGUGACCUUCCACCCAGUGGCCAGGGCUGAACUGAGGCGCUUCCGGAAGCGGCCCGACACCUUUAGCCUGGGCGUGUGUAAUGGCUGUCAGCUGCUGGCUCUGCUGGGCUGGGUAGGAGGCAGCCCCAGCGAGGAGGCCAAGGAGACCAAGGAGACCAGCCUGGACUCCUGGCCAGCCCCGCCCGGCCUUGUGCUGCGCCACAACCUGUCUGGACGCUUUGAAUCUCGCUGGGCCAGCGUGCGGGUGGGGCCCGGGCCGGCCCUGAUGCUGCGCGGGAUGGAGGGUGCCGUGCUGCCCGUGUGGAGCGCUCACGGGGAAGGUUACAUGGCGUUUUCUUCUCCGGAGCUCCAAGCCCAGAUUGAGGCCAGGGGCUUGGCUCCGCUGCACUGGGCAGACGACAAUGGGAAGCCCACAGAACAGUACCCCAUGAACCCCAACGGGUCUCCAGGAGGGGUGGCCGGCGUCUGCUCCCUUGAUGGCCGCCACCUGGCUGUCAUGCCUCACCCUGAGCGGGCUGUGAGGCCCUGGCAGUGGGCAUGGCGCCCUCCUCUGUUUGACACUGUGACCACCUCCCCCUGGCUCCAGCUCUUCAUCAAUGCUCGAGACUGGACCCGGAAAGGAGGCUGCUGAGCAGGUGGGGGGUGGGAGGGGGUUCUGGGGCCUGACCAGGGCCUGUGCCCAGGGUCCUCUGUCCUCCCUGUCCUCAAAUUCAGAAGCAUCUCACCCGAUCUCCAAAUAUGCCUUGGACAGACAAAGGGCCUAAAUGCCAAGAAAAAACUCAGCUGGGAUCCCUGGGUGGCACAGCGGUUUAGCGCCUGCCUUUGGCCCGGGGCGUGAUCCUGGAGACCCGGGAUCGAAUCCCACGUUGGGCUCCCGGUGCAUGGAGCCUGCUUCUCCCUCUGCCUGUGUCUCUGCUUCUCUCUCUCUAUGU
Messenger RNA from Canis lupus familiaris (dog), 4562 nucleotides. RefSeq names its product phosphoribosylformylglycinamidine synthase (gene PFAS). Gene Ontology annotation, molecular function: phosphoribosylformylglycinamidine synthase activity. The transcript is spliced from 29 exons. The record is from RefSeq and is a predicted model, not a curated record. Bases 236 to 4261 code for a protein of 1341 amino acids. Gene Ontology annotation, biological process: 'de novo' IMP biosynthetic process. Lineage: Eukaryota; Metazoa; Chordata; Mammalia; Carnivora; Canidae.